AUGUUGGAUGAAUAUGAUGAGGAUGAUGAUGAGUUGGAGUCAUCAAUCCCAUCAACUCCAAUCCACAAGUCAACAUCAAAGUCAACCUCAACCUCAACCUCAGCCUCAGACUCAGACACAGACUCAGCCUCAUCCUCAGCAUCCAGCUCACCAUCAACCUCAACAUCAAGCUCACGAUCAACAUCACCAGUACCAUCUCCAAAGAAGGAACCAAAGAGAACAACAACGACGACGACAACUACUAGAUACACAACAAACACAUCAGAAGAGAAGAAAGAAGACAAUGAUGCAGUCGAUGUAGGCGAGGAGGAAGAUACAACAACACCGAAACAACCUCCGAAGAAGAAACAAAGAAGAUAUAGUAUUGGUCAUAAAGCAGAGGCCAAAGCUAAUAGACAGGGACAAUCGAAUAGAGUGAGGAAGAAGGAGAGGAUAUUGAGGACAGUCGAUAUGUACUCUGUCAAUUGGAUGUCGGCCGAACGUGCGUUCAAUCAACUGGUGGCACAGCAUCGCAAUGAAGAGGCAUUCGCCUUGAUUGAGCCAGUGCUCAACAUGCGUCCCAUCCCAAUGAGUUGCAUGCCCGGCAUCAUCCGGCUGCUCACUGAGAAGGACUUGGAGCUCUACAACAAGAACAUACGAACGACACUCUACACCAUCCCCAGGCUGUUGAAGCUAUACCGAAAGGAGGCUGUACGUACAAUCGAAUGA
Molecule: messenger RNA, 708 nt
Organism: Acytostelium subglobosum LB1
Lineage: Eukaryota; Evosea; Eumycetozoa; Acytosteliales; Acytosteliaceae
Exons: 1
Coding region: 1-708 (235 amino acids)
Source: RefSeq, a predicted model, not a curated record